Molecule: messenger RNA, 452 nt
Organism: Saccostrea echinata
Lineage: Eukaryota; Metazoa; Mollusca; Bivalvia; Ostreida; Ostreidae
Product: temptin-like
Exons: 3
Coding region: 3-419 (138 amino acids)
Source: RefSeq, a predicted model, not a curated record
GGAUGAUAGUUCUAUAUCUUAGCUUAAUUGGAAUAAUCUGUGUAAAUGCCCUUCCCUACUAUAGGGACCGAAUUCCUAAUGGAUACAAAGUAUUUAAUCCAUGUGGUUCCAGCUACUGGGAGGCUGUAGGGCAUUACAGUCCCUUUACCCACACCAGUGAGAAAAACCCAUUCGCCUUGGAUUUUAAAGCGGCUGGACAUACGUGGACCAGAGCUCUGUGUAUGAAGGACUCGGACGGAGAUGGUAGGACUAAUGGUCAGGAACUGGGGGAUCCGAACUGUCACUGGACUGAGGGAGGUACACCAAAAGAGAGUUCUACAGGACACCCAGGUAUUUGUGAACCUGUUGGAUCUGGGGUAUGUGCAUCAGUUGUAUUUGCCUGCGGAUGCCAUGGAUCGGCUUGUGUUUCACGAAAUUAAUAGUAGAUGUUUCUUUAAAUAAAAAAUAAAUAA